AUGUCACACGUCAGAUUUGAUCCAGCAGGAGGCGGGAAUGAGCCGGAACACAUUCAAAUCUACCGGAACAAGAAGAAGAAGCGCGCCAUCGUCCCGGAAAGACCUGGAGUCUAUGCCCGAGUGUCUGCCUUCACCUCCUGGAUUGCCCAGACCAAAAUCAGGCUGCAGGAGGAGACGCUGGGUGACAGGCUGCAGGAGGAGACGCUGGGCGAAAGGCUGCAGGAGGAGCUGCUGAGUGACAGGCUGCAGGAGGAGACCCUGGGUGACAGGCUGCAGGAGGAGACCCUGGGCGACAUGUUGCAGGAGGAGACGCUGGGCGACAGGCUGCAGGAGGAGCUGUUGAGUGACAGGCUGCAGGAGGAGACGCUGGGCGACAGGCUGCAGGAGGAGCUGUUGAGUGACAGGCUGCAGGAGGAGACGCUGGGCGACAGGCUGCAGGAGGAGACGCUGGGUGACAGACUGCAGGAGGAGACACUGGGCGACAGGCUGCAGGAGGAGACGCUGGGCGACAGGCUGCAGGAGGACUCAGAUUCAGAGAUGAAGGAGGAGAUCAGUUGGGAGGUGGAGUUUGACGAGGACUAUCUGAGGGAGGUGGAGAAGGAGCUGACAGAGGAGGAGAAGGAGAGUCGACGGCAGCAGAGUUUAACUCUGAAGGAAAAAGGAAACAGUCAGUUUAAAGCUGGAGAGUGGCGGGAGGCGGAGUGCAGCUACACGGAGGCAUUGGUUUUAUGUCCAGUUUGUUUCAGCAAAGAGAGAUCGGUGCUGUUUUCCAACAGAGCUGCUGCAAGGCUGCAUCUGGAUCUGAAGGAUCAGGCAAUCUCAGACUGCACCUCAGCAAUAAAGUUGAAUCCAGAAUAUGUGCGGGCGUUGCUGAGGAGGGCAGAGCUUUACGAGCAGACAGAGAAGCUGGACGAGGCUCUGGAGGACUACAAGAAGGUCCUGGACCUGGACCCAACCCAGACCAGUGCCAGACAGGCCUGCAUGAGGUUGCCUCAGCAGAUUCAGGAGAGAAAUGAGAAGCUGAAGGAGGAAAUGAUCAGUAAACUGAAGGACCUGGGGAACAUGGUCCUGAGGCCGUUCGGACUUUCCACCAACAACUUCCAGGUGAACCAGGAUGCCAACACCGGCUCCUACUCCAUCAACUUCGUCCAGAACCCAAACAACAACAGAUGACAUCACAAGCAGCAGUGAUGACAUCACAGCAUCAUGUCACAUGACCCUGCCUGUGUGUGUUCAGAGGAAAAUAAAACCUGAUUCAUUUGUUUCCUGUUUGUGUCAGCUGUCUCUGGGUUUAACUCUGGUAUCCGUGGUAGCCAGUGCUGCAGGUUAGCAGUCCGACUGCUGACCAAUCAGAUCACUGGAAACACAGUGACAUCACACCCUGACAGGGACAGCAGAUGUGUUGUACUGAAGCUGUUUAAAUAAAGUUUUAUUGUUUAAACUCUGAA
Messenger RNA from Epinephelus lanceolatus (giant grouper), 1448 nucleotides. The record is from RefSeq and is a predicted model, not a curated record. NCBI's taxonomy places the organism in Eukaryota, Metazoa, Chordata, Actinopteri, Perciformes, Serranidae.